AUGGGUGUGGUCCUUGACAACGUUCACAACCGGGAUACGUCCCAAGUUGGCGCUACUGUCUUGCCUACAGAUGGUAUUCCUGACGAGAAAGCACCCCCGAGCGCCGAGGACGCCGCCGCCAACGAUUCCGACAACUUGAGUCUCGAGGCCCGCAAUGAAAAGGAGGUCCUGCAGAAUCCUGACAAGGUUACUUCCUAUGCAGAGGCCGGUGUUCAAAAAGCUGAAGCAUCCGCCCUCGUGUGGGGCAAGAAGGCUGUCUACGCAACUUAUGCCUGGAUUUGGGUCUGCUUUUUCAUGCUUGCCUUCCAGUCAGCGGUAGGAAACCAGCUGCUUUUUACGGCAUAUUCCGACUUCCAGAACGCCCCGGCUAUUGCAACAGCCAACAUUCUGGCGACCAUCGUCGGUGGCGUGCUAAAACUACCUAUUGCCAAAGUUCUCAAUCUGUGGGGCCGUAGUGAAGGUUUGGUGAUUGCGCUCAUCGUCUAUAUUAUUGGAAUUAUCCUCCUGGCCUCCUGCACUGGACCUGAUAGCUACGCCGCUGGUUACGUACUUUACUGGAUUGGGUAUGAUGCUCUCUACGUAAUCCUGGACGUCUUCAUCGCAGACACGUCGGGUAUGCGAAACCGUGCUUUUGCCUUUGGCUUCGUCAAUACUCCAUUUAUCUGCACCGCGUUUACGGGCCCCUUGGCUGCCGCUUCGUUCGUCAAGACGAGCGGAUGGAGAUGGGGCUACGGUGUGUUUAGUAUCAUCAUGCCUUUCGUGUUUCUUCCAUUGGCCGUUGUUUUCAAGUUCUAUCAGCGCAAGGCCAAGAGACUAGGCGUCUAUAACAAGGAACCAAGCGGUCGCACCGUCAAACAAUCGCUUGUUUACUACUUGCAUGAAUUCGACGUUGUUGGCGCUUUUCUGCUCAUGUCUGCCUUCAUCCUCUUCUUGCUUCCGUUCAGUCUGCAGUCGUCUCGACGCAUCACCUACGAUAGCGCGGCAUUCAUCUGUAUGAUUAUCAUCGGAUUCCUGCUAUUCUUUGUCUUUGCAGCCUGGGAACGGUUCGGUGCGCGAGUGCAAUUUGUUCGAUGGGAGCUACUAAAAAAGCGUACCGUGCUCGGUGCGUGCCUUUGUGCAGCCGCCUUGAACCUUUCCUUCAGCUGUUGGGACUUGAAUUACUACUACUUCGUCAUGGUUGCGUACAACCUCAACUUGGCCGACACUGGUUAUAUGACCCAAAUUUACAACGUGGGGUCGUGUUUCUGGGGACCAGUCUUUGGUUUGUCUGUCCGCUUCACUAAACAGUUCAAAUACACUUGUCUGGCUUUCGGUGUUCCCCUGCUCCUGCUCGGUGCAGGCCUUCAGAUCCACUUCAGGGGCCAGGAAGGCUCUAUCGGCUACCUGAUCAUGUGUCAGAUUUUUAUUGCUUUCUCUGGCGGGACUCUUGUCAUAGGAAACGACAUGGCUGUCAUGGCCGCCGCCGACCGCAUGGGUGUGCCUAUGAUGCUCUCGCUCAUUUUCAUGUUCAGCAGUUUGGGAAGCUCGAUCGGAAGUGCUGUGAGCACUUCCAUCUACAGCAGCACCUUCCCCGACGCUCUUGCCUCUGCGCUGCCCGACGCACUCAAGUCGAACGCAACCGAAAUCUAUAACAGCGGAUAUCUAGUUCAGUACACCUACCCCGUCGGGACACCAACGCGAGAUGCCAUCAAUUAUGCCUGGGGUUACACUCAAAAGUACGAAUCAGUUGCCGCCGUCUGCUUUUCCAUCUUGACCAUUCCGGCCGUUGCUAUUUGGAAGAACUACAAGGUCGACAAGCAACAAAAUAAGGGAACAAUGCUGUAG
Talaromyces proteolyticus is the source of this 1824-nucleotide messenger RNA. RefSeq names its product putative siderochrome-iron transporter. The record is from RefSeq and is a predicted model, not a curated record. Gene Ontology annotation, molecular function: transmembrane transporter activity. Gene Ontology annotation, biological process: transmembrane transport. The transcript has 3 exons. NCBI's taxonomy places the organism in Eukaryota, Fungi, Ascomycota, Eurotiomycetes, Eurotiales, Trichocomaceae. Bases 1 to 1824 code for a protein of 607 amino acids.